AUGUCACUUAGAGAUAAGAUCGUGCUGUCUCUGUGUCUUGUCCACUCUGGUCUAAAAAUGAGAUGGACCAUAAAGCAACGAACUUUUACAGCUGACUACUUGCAUCUAAAUCCAGAAGUUGUCAGACGCCGACUUGUCAAAGCAGUAGAACAUUGUGAGGAAAUCAGUUCAGACAGCGAAGUAGACAAACCGAAAGAAGACAAGGUCCUUCUACAUGUAGCUGUGCUGUCUCGAAAUCCAACUCGAUCAUGGUUAUUAGAAAACAGACCAGACCUGCAGAUGGAAGGAAAAGCCUGGCUUGUUGCUGGUAGUGCUGUGGUCGCAUUUGAAGAAGUGUGUCCUGAAAGGAUAGAUUUAAUUCACAAGAACUAUCGCAAGCUGUGCAACCUUCUUGUUGAUGUAGAAGAUUGGGGUCAAGUGGCCAUCAUCAGCAUGUUAACUAGAUAUGCUCACUCUCAGUUUGCAAACCCAAAUGUGGAGGGGCAAGAACUUGGUGAGGAAAAGUUUUACAGCUCCGAAAAUGAAGGCAGUUCUGGUAGUGAUAUUAAAGAUAAAGAUGAAACAGCAAAACAGGAUAGUGAAACAAAGAGGAAAAAACCAUAUGUGAUGGAUCCUGACCAUCGUCUUCUCCUUCAAUCAACAAAGCCACUUCUUCAAAGCAGAAACACUGCAGUGGUCAUGAGUGUGGCUCAACUUUACUUUCACGCUGCUCCAGCUGGUGAAAUGUCACUAGUUGUUAGACCCCUUAUACGGCUGCUUAGGACUCAUCGGUAAGUCACGAGAGUUUGCAGUGUGAGUUACUAAGCAUGAUGACAACAUUAUUAUUGCAUGUCUGUGCUUCUAGUAAUUCCUA
This is a messenger RNA of Corticium candelabrum, 853 nucleotides long. Its product is annotated as AP-3 complex subunit beta-2-like. Lineage: Eukaryota; Metazoa; Porifera; Homoscleromorpha; Homosclerophorida; Plakinidae. Gene Ontology annotation, cellular component: membrane coat. Gene Ontology annotation, biological process: vesicle-mediated transport; intracellular protein transport. The coding region runs from base 1 to 774 and encodes 257 amino acids. The record is from RefSeq and is a predicted model, not a curated record. The transcript is spliced from 4 exons.